AUGGAGAGCCAUCCUGAGCAUCACCGAGGGCCGACCUUGUCACCUGAGAAUAUAGAGAUUCUCAUCACUAUCGAACGAGUCGGAGCAGGAUGUUCUAUGAUCGCUAUCAUUCUGGUGCUGCUAACCUUCGGCCUUUUCAAGAAACUUCGAACAACUCCGAAUUUGUUUCUCAUCUUUGCCUCGAUCGCAAAUGCCGGUGCAAGUGUUGCAUCUAUGAUCGGCUAUGAUGGUCUUGAAAGGGGCGAGGGAUCGCAUCUUUGUCAGGCACAGGCAUUCAUCUUUGAAUGGUUCAUGCAGUCUGACCCUUGGUGGUCACUUGCAAUGGCUAUCAAUGUGUUUCUCGUGUUCUUCUGCAAUGCCGAUCCUCGAAUGUUUCGCAAGUAUGCCUGGCUAUACUGCCUGAUCUGUUUCGGCGGCCCUUUCAUUCCAGCAGUUGUUCUGAUAUCAAUCCGUAACUCCUCUGAAGGUCUCAUAUUUGGAGACGCUACACUUUGGUGUUGGAUCGGGACUGACUGGAGUCUUGUUCGUCUCUACGCCUAUUACAUCCCAAUCUGGAUAUUUUCAUUCCUCUCCAUCAUGAUCUACAUCGCUGUUGGAUACCAUGUUUUCCACACUCGAAAUCAGAUCAGGCAUAUGGUGAUGGAUGUUGUUGGCAACAUCGAGAAGAAUGAUCGCAUUCCUUAUUCGAGUAGUGAGCAUAGAGGCUCCUCGGAAGCGAAUCUCACGCCUCGUCAGGACUUCUAUGGUACUGCAGUCACAGAAGUUCAGAUUACACGAGAAGAGCCGAGGCCAGCAAACCAACAAGAGACUAUACUUCCAAGUCCUUCUCUUGCCGCAAUGCCUCCGCGUAUCAACUCUUGGGUCCUACCUAGUUCCUUCGAACCUAUUGAAACAUCGACUUCCAGCAGAGCUCAACGAUUCGAAACACUCUGCACCUCCGACAGUUCUCGCCAGCCAUCCUUCUCAAUAAUGACUAAACUUCGUGCCGUCAAGUCUAACGCUUCUAUGAAACUCAGACAAUUUGAUCCAAUCAAGAUGGCAUAUUUGCGCACAAGCUUCAUCUUCGGUCUUGCUGUGUUGAUCACUUGGAUUCCGAGCUCCGCCAACCGGCUGUAUAGCCUGACGCAUCACGACAGGAUCAGCUUCCCCCUCAGUGUCGCCAGUGGCUGUGUGCUUCCCUUGCAGGGUGUUUGGAACGCCGUGAUCUACUUCACCACCAGCUGGAAGACCUUCAAUGAGGAAAUGCGUGGUCUAAGGUUCAAAUGGCUCGGAGCGCCCGAAGAAUGUGCAAAUGGGGUCCGGCUCAAUAGCCGACUUGGUUCAAGCAAGGGAAGCUAUCGAAACACCUUUGAGCGAACUCGACAACUACGCGCCUACUCAGUCGAGGAUACCGAGAAACCGGUUUCGACAUGA
This is a messenger RNA of Fusarium tjaetaba, 1413 nucleotides long. RefSeq names its product cyclic AMP receptor A. Gene Ontology annotation, molecular function: G protein-coupled receptor activity. Bases 1 to 1413 code for a protein of 470 amino acids. NCBI's taxonomy places the organism in Eukaryota, Fungi, Ascomycota, Sordariomycetes, Hypocreales, Nectriaceae. Gene Ontology annotation, cellular component: plasma membrane. Gene Ontology annotation, biological process: adenylate cyclase-activating G protein-coupled receptor signaling pathway; cell surface receptor signaling pathway. The record is from RefSeq and is a predicted model, not a curated record. The transcript is spliced from 4 exons.